Rattus rattus (black rat) is the source of this 1840-nucleotide messenger RNA. It is a transcript of the gene Iqank1, whose product is annotated as IQ motif and ankyrin repeat containing 1. NCBI's taxonomy places the organism in Eukaryota, Metazoa, Chordata, Mammalia, Rodentia, Muridae. Gene Ontology annotation, cellular component: nucleus; cytoplasm. Gene Ontology annotation, molecular function: protein binding. Gene Ontology annotation, biological process: regulation of barbed-end actin filament capping. The record is from RefSeq and is a predicted model, not a curated record. The transcript has 12 exons. The coding region runs from base 1 to 1809 and encodes 602 amino acids.
AUGUGCAUCCAUGCUUGCUAUCCAGAAAUCCCGUGGGUUGGCUGCCGGAUAGCCACACCAGGAGGUGGCACAGAGCCUGGUCCUUCUAAUGACACUGUGGCCAAAUCUGUGUUUCCUCCUUCUCCCAGCUUUAAGACCCCUGCCCUACUAGAGGGCCCCUGCCCUCGUUUCCGAGUAGCGUCUAUCCCCCUUGCAUUCCCUGCCUCCAUCUUCCUGCGCGUGCACUGGACUCUGCGGAGACUGGCACAUCGCCUCCAGGCGCCAACCAGAGAGGACAAAGCUGCUAUUGUCAUCCAGUGUGCCUUACGGCGACAUCUGGCGCGAAAGGAGAUGGCCCGUCGUUGGCAGGAGCGCCAGGAGUACCUGGAUGAGAUGGAGAAGCUGCAGAGAGCGGCCUACCUGGCCUUGGUGCGCCAGGAGCAGGAGGCAGCGCGGAAGCAGCGCGAGAAGGAGGAAGCAGAGGAGCGCGCACGGCGGGAGGAGCUGCAGCGCCGCCGUCGCCUGCUAGAGGCCGCCUUCGAAGGGGACCUGGGCGAGAUCCGCCAGGUGCUCAAGGAGGUGGAGCAGCUGAUGACCAAGGAAGGCGUGGGCUUCGACGAGGACGGCAAGGCUCGGCGGCUGCAGAGGCGCGUGGCCACUGUGGAGUGCGAGGACAGCCACGGGAACACGCCUCUAUCCGAGGCGGCGGCGGGCGGGCAGGUCCCGGCCAUCCAGUUGCUGGUGGAGCUGGGUGCCAACCCCAACAGCAAGGGCGCCUUCGACCGCACGCCACUCUACCGGGCAGCUUUUGGGGGCCACCUGGAAGCCGUGGAGGUGCUUCUGAAGAACGGAGCAGACCCCCGGGUGUACGCGGAUGACGGGAGCACUCCGGAGCAGGUGGCCUCACUGGCCGCGGUGGUCAGCGUGCUGCAGUCAUGGGACCUGAGCCUCACAGAGGCUAUGCUCCAAAACAUGGAGGCAGAGCAGCAACGCCGUGCUCAGGAGGCCCAAAGGCACAAGGAGAAGGAGGCCAAGCGCAUCACUGCCAAGGUGCAGCAGCUGGCUAAGGAGCAGCAGAAGUGUCAAAAGGAGCUCCAGCAGGCCUACUGUGAGCUCAAUCGGAGGAUCAUGGAGCACGACAAGUGUGAGCGGAAGGGCCUGGGCAAGACCGAACUCACACUAGAGGCCAUCAGGGAUGCAGAGACCCAAGUGGACAAGUUGCGGCUAGAGGCGCAGAAGGCUGAGGAGACACUGGCCAUGGCCAGGCUGGAGCUUCGGGAACAGGCCCCGGAGGACGAGGAGGUGACAGAACCUGGGUUGAAGUGCCGGAUCGCAGAACUUCAUGACGUGCUGAUGAAGGAUGUAGGCGACCGCGUCCGUGCUGAUGGACGGUGGCCUCUUGUCAUUGACCCUUCUGGACAGGCAGCCACUUUCUUGAGAUACCAGGACACCAACUAUAUAGACACCUUAAAUCCGGAGCACUUGAAACCAGAGAGGAUUCGGCUGGCCCUCCUGGGGGCACUCAGGUACGGGAAGCCACUGGUGUUUGACCUGCGUGAGGUGAACCUGUUCGAAGUGGUAAAGCAACAGCUGGAGGAAGUGCAGCCUGGCCUGGCAGAGGCUUUGUUGAAUCGUGGGCUGCUGGCAAAGGAAGGCUAUCUGUCACUGCUUCGGCCAACAGAUGGACCCGAGUACGACCCCUCCCAGUUCCAAGAGGCUCGCCUAGAGAACUUCCGCCUCUUCUUUGUCACCAAAGUUCAGUGGCCACCAGCUGACCAGUUGCAAAUCCUGCUCCCAGUGCGUGUACAGAUGCAAAGUGGAGGAUUCUAGCCAUACCCCAAUAAAGCAUGUGGCCAAGGCA